Molecule: messenger RNA, 6227 nt
Organism: Lepisosteus oculatus (spotted gar)
Lineage: Eukaryota; Metazoa; Chordata; Actinopteri; Semionotiformes; Lepisosteidae
Gene: usp32
Product: ubiquitin specific peptidase 32
Biological process (GO): protein deubiquitination
Cellular component (GO): Golgi apparatus
Molecular function (GO): cysteine-type deubiquitinase activity; calcium ion binding
Source: RefSeq, a predicted model, not a curated record
GUGACCAAGUAUGGAGGCGUCGGCGAGGAAGAGCGUCAUUCGGCGAAAACACUGAGGCUACGGUGGUGUUGGCAUCGAGCGCACGACAAACCAGGGGGAAAAAAAAACAGGCAGCAGGCACCGGGUCCCCCCUACAGAAUCAUAUCUCGCAUUGUUGUGAAAUGAGGGCAACAUGGGCGCCAAGGAGUCGCGGAUAGGGUUCCUGUCGUAUGACGAGGCCGUUAAGAGAGUUACCGAUGUCGAGCUCAAGCGGCUGAAGGAUGCUUUCAGGAGGACGAGCGGCCUGUCCUGCUACAUGACCCAGCAGUGCUUCUUCAGAGAGGUGCUGGGAGAUGGGAUGCCGCCUAAGGUCGCAGAGGUAAUCUACAACUCGUUCGGAGGAACUUCGAAAGGCCUACAUUUUAACAAUCUAAUUGUGGGACUGGUUCUACUGACAAGAGGCCGAGAUGAAGAAAAAGCCAAAUAUAUCUUCAGCCUGUUUGCCAACGAAUCGGGCAGCUAUGUGGUGCGGGAGGACAUGGAGAGCAUGCUGCAAGCCGUCGACGGGGAAGUCCCGCCCUCGCUCAGGAAGUGCUUCACAGAGGGAGAGAGAGUGAACUACGAGAAGUUUAAGAAUUGGUUGCUCCAAAACAAAGAGGCUUUCACGUUCUCCCGCUGGCUGCUGUCCGGCGGCGUGUGCGUCACCCUGACCGACGACAGCGACACGCCCACCUUCUACCAGACUCUGGCCGGGGUCACGCACUUGGAAGAGUCCGACAUCAUUGACCUGGAGAAGCGCUACUGGCUGCUGAAGGCUCAGUCUCGGACAGGCCGGUUCGACCUGGAGACAUUCCUCCCCCUGGUCUCGCCCCCUAUCCACACCUCUCUCAGCGAAGGAUUGUUUCAUGCCUUUGAUGAAAACCGUGACAAUCACAUUGACUUCAAGGAGAUCUCCUGUGGGCUUUCAGCAUGUUGCAGGGGGCCUCUGGCUGAGAGGCAGAAGUUUUGUUUCAAAGUGUUCGAUGUGGACCGCGACGGCGCGUUGUCCCGCAGCGAGAUUGAGGAAAUGGUUGUCGCCCUGCUGGAGGUGUGGAAGGACAACCGCACCGACACCGUUCCGGAAUUGAACUCUGACGUGUCUGACAUUGUUGACGACAUUCUGAAGUUACAUGAUACUACCAAAUUGGGACAUCUGACCCUGGAGGAUUAUCAGAUUUGGAGUGUGAAGAGUGCGCUUGCCAACGAGUUUCUCAACCUGCUCUUUCAGGUGUGCCACAUUGUCCUUGGCCUGAGACCUGCCACCCCAGAGGAGGAAGGACAGAUUAUUAGGGGCUGGCUGGAGCGCGAGAGCCGGCAUGGGCUCCACCCGGCCCACAACUGGUUCCUCAUCUCUAUGCAGUGGUGGCAGCAGUGGAAGGAGUACGUCAGAUAUGAUAAUAAGCCCAUAGUAGUGGAGCAGCCGGCUCUCGCGGGGGUGGGACGGGGCCCCCCGCCUGGCGCCGCCGGGGAGCCGCCCGCGGACAAGGCAGGAAUGGCCAGCUCCCACAGCUCCUCCGAGGACAAGUUCUGCGACAACGUUUCGAGCGCCUCAGAGGCUUCCGAGACCUCCAGCAGCAGUGUCAUUCCUUCAAGUGCUGCAGGGACGGAUGUAUGCUUUGCUCGACAGCACAAUGCUUCAGACAACAAUAACCAGUGCUUCCUGGGAGCAAAUGGAAACAUGUUAUCCCAGUUCACAGUACAGAAACCAGGAGCCAUCGAUAACCAGCCUCUGGUCACACAGGAGCCAUUAAAGGCUCCUACGCUCACGAUGGAAGGGGGGCGACUGAAACGCUCUCCGUAUCUCGUUCAAGACAGGGACUUUAAAACGGUGCCUGAACCAGUGUGGCGAGCACUCUAUCACUGGUAUGGAGCCAACCUUAGCUUACCAAGGCCGGUCAUCAAACAGGUGAAGACUGGCCAGGCAGAGCUGGAGCUUUUUCCUCGCUACCUCCUCUUUCUGCGGCAGCAGCCUGCAGCCCGGACGCCACAGUCAAACAUUUGGGUCAAUAUGGGUAUGACCAGCCUGAGAAUGUUUCCACAGCAUGUGCCCAGAGGUAACGUUCCCUCGCCGAACGCCCCCCUGAAGCGUGUCCUGGCAUACACUGGCUGCUUCAGCAGGAUGGCCACCAUCAAGGACAUCCACGAGUACCUGUCCCAGAGGCUGCGCAUCAAGGAGGAGGACAUGCGGCUCUGGCUGUACAACAGCGAGAAUUACCUGACUCUUCUUGAUGAUGAAGAUCACACUUUAGAAGGUUUGAAGAUUCAUGAUGAACAGCACUUAGUCAUUGAAGUUCGUAACAAAGACAUGAGCUGGCCAGAAGAGAUGUCCUUCAUAGCAAACAGCAGUAAAAUGGAUCGACACAAAGUUCCCACUGAAAAGGGGGCCACAGGUUUGAGUAAUCUGGGAAACACAUGCUUCAUGAACUCCAGCAUCCAGUGUGUGAGCAACACGAAGCCUUUAACACAGUACUUCAUCUCAGGGAGACAUCUCUACGAGCUCAAUCGGAUGAAUCCUAUUGGGAUGCGUGGCCAUAUGGCUAAAUGCUAUGGAGACCUGGUCCAGGAGCUGUGGAGUGGAACGCAAAAGAAUGUGGCUCCUCUCAAACUUAGGUGGACGAUAGCCAAAUACGCCCCACGGUUCAAUGGCUUUCAGCAGCAAGACUCUCAGGAGCUCCUGGCGUUCCUGCUGGACGGACUCCAUGAGGACCUGAACCGCGUCCAUGACAAGCCGUACGUGGAGCUGAAGGACAGCGACGGGCGGCCGGACUGGGAGGUGGCCUCCGAGGCUUGGGAGAACCACCUGAGGAGAAACAAGUCCAUAGUGGUGGACUUGUUCCACGGGCAGCUGAAGUCGCAGGUCAAGUGCAAAACAUGUGGGCACAUCAGCGCACGCUUCGACCCUUUCAAUUUCCUGUCUCUGCCCCUUCCCAUGGACAGCUACAUGCACUUAGAAAUAACUGUCAUCAAGUUGGACGGUUCCACCCCGGUUCGGUAUGGCCUACGCCUGAAUAUGGAUGAGAAGUACACGGGUUUGAAGAAACAGCUCAGUGAGCUCUGCGUCCUGAAACCUGACCAGAUCCUCCUGGCAGAGGUCCACGCUUCCAACAUUAAGAAUUUCCCGCUGGACAACCAAAAAGUGCGUCUCUCUGUGAGUGGAUUUCUCUGCGCCUUUGAGAUUCCAGUCCCAGGAUCACCUACAUCCAUUUCUUCUCCCUCAUCGAUAGAGGUUGCACCUUUGGCUAACGGAAUACCUGCCAUGGCCUCCAAUGGGAAUUCCCUCAUUCCCAAUGGAAUGCCGAGCACUGUGGUGCCCUGUGGGACAGAGAAAACACUCGCCAAUGGAGUUCCCAACGGACAUGUGGUGCCUCUUCAAGACAGCCCCUUUACUGGAUACAUUAUUGCUAUUCACAGGAAAAUGAUGCGGACAGAGCUGUACUUCCUCUCCUCUCAGAAGAACCGGCCCAGCUUGUUCGGGAUGCCCCUGAUCGUCCCGUGCACAGUGCACACCAGGAAGAGGGAUCUGUAUGACGCUGUUUGGAUCCAGGUGUCCCGUCUGGCCAGCCCUCUGCCCCCACAGGAGGCCAGUAACCAUGCCCAGGACUGUGACGACAGCAUGGGCUACCAGUAUCCCUUCACACUCCGUGUGGUCCAGAAGGAUGGAAACUCCUGUGCACGGUGUCCCUGGUACAGGUUCUGCAGAGGCUGUACAAUAGACUGCAAUGAGGAAAGGGCUUCAGUUGGAAAUGCAUACAUUGCUGUAGACUGGGACCCCACUGCACUGCACCUUCGCUACCAGACUUCCCAAGAAAGGGUGGUGGAGGAGCACGAGAGCGUGGAGCUCAGUCGGCGGGCCCAGGCCGAGCCCAUCAGCCUGGACAGCUGCCUGCGCGCCUUCACCAGCGAGGAGGAGCUGGGCGAGGACGAGAUGUACUACUGCUCCAAGUGCAAGACCCACCGCCUGGCCACCAAGAAGCUUGACCUCUGGAGGCUGCCCCCCGUCCUGAUAAUCCACCUGAAACGCUUCCAGUUUGUCAAUGGCCGCUGGAUCAAGUCGCAGAAGAUCGUGAAGUUCCCCCGCGAGAGGUUCGAUCCCAGCGCCUUCCUGGUGCCCCGGGACGCGGGCGCGUGCCAGCGAGGGCGGGAGGAGUGCCAGGGGGAGGAGCCGGCGGAGACGCGGGGCGCGGAGGUGGGCGUGGCGCAGACGGCCGGGAGUGGGGACGCCGGCACGGCCGCCCCCGGCACUGCAGUGACGCACAGUAUUAAAGCCUCUCCUGGGCCUGGGAGGAAGAGCACUAACCCCUUAAGCAGGAACAGCAGCCCCUGCAACAGUCCCAAAACCCCAGGGAAGAACAAGGGACGCCUGAGGCUCCCCCAGCUGGGCAGCAGGCACAAGCUGUCAAACAGCAAGGAGAACCUGGACAGCUGCAGAGAGGGCUCCGGCGAGCUGGACCAGGGACCCGCGGCGGACCUGGAGGCCAGCAGCGGGGUGGGGGUGGCAGAGGGGAACGGGCAGGACGUCUGGCCUGGGGAGGCGCCAGGCAGGGACUGCGAGGCGGUCAUGGUGAACGGACUCGGACUCGGACACGAGCCUGGCCAGAGCAAUGGCCACGCAGAAACCAUCAUGGACUCGGAGAGCUUUCACCACCAAAGAGAUGAAAUCUGCUUGAAGCCUGUCUACAAUUUAUAUGCAAUUUCAUGCCAUUCAGGAAUCCUGGGAGGAGGCCACUAUGUGACAUAUGCCAAAAACCCCAAUGAAAAGUGGUACUGUUACAAUGACAGCAGCUGUAAGGAGGUGCAUUCUGAAGAGAUUGACACAGACUCUGCCUACAUCCUCUUCUAUGAGCAGGAGGGAGUAGAUUAUUCGCAGUUCCUGCCGAAGAUUGAUGGGAAAAAGAUGGCGGACACCAGCAGCAUGGACGAAGAUUUCGAGUCCGACUACAAGAAGUACUGUGUUCUCCAGUGACCCUGUGUGCUUCCACUAAAGACAUUCUGGUAACUCGUGAACAUGGUCGCGCUCGGAAAGAAAGGAAGGGGAAAAACAACCUUGCGAAGCCGGCAGGUGGAAAUUAGAUGGAGUCAUCCCUUGAUUAAGAAGCACAAAAUGGCGUUAUUUUAAGUAGUCAUCAAAUACAGAACUUCUUCAUAGAUGGUUGCUUUUUUUUUUAAUUGUGGUACUUUCCAGUUAUUUCAGGUGUGUAAUUUAUAUAAAAAAAGUCCUGUAUUGCCAUUUGCCAAGUGAACAAAUGUGUCCUGCUUAAGCACUAACUGGAAUGCAGUGAGUGUAAAUGGGAAAUCCAGCGCCCUCUAUGGAUUGGAGGAAGAAUUUCCAUUACACUGAACUACAGCUACUCCUAAUUAAAAAGAAAUCCAAUGUUGAUUGAAAGGCUUAAAGGGUUUUCAAUAUUUUCGUGAUAGUAGAAAACCUCAUAUGCUACCUCAGUUUUUUUGCAGUGUAUUGGCUAAUUGUAACAGUAAUACUUUUUCAAACUUUGGGGCUUAAAUAUAGGGGAUAGUGUAAACUAUCUAACUUUUCUUACUGCUCCUAUAUGUUUUGGAAAAGCGUACCCACUUGCAUUUGAAAUCAACUUGCGCACUUUCCCCUUGUAAAAUAUAAAGUCUAAAUUAUAUGAGGUUAUGGAAAAAAACUGUUCCCUCACAAGCAUAACCUGAAGAAUGAUACAUUUUCCAGAUUUUAACAAAGCAACUGCCAAAACUAGGUUUUGUGCUUAAAUUAAUUAGAGGUGUAUUUAAGACGUAUUUAGUGAAUUGGGUGCUCCAUCUUUUUAACUUGCAAGUCUGAAUGAAAAUAUAUUGGUUUAUUUACAGGAUCUGUGCCAUAUAUUUCAAAGAGUCUUAGCCACUUUAAUUUUAUAUAUAUAUAUUAAUUUGUGAAGUGUUUUGUAGCGAUUUAUUUUUAUGAAAGCCUACCAUUUUUCUUUUUUAAUGACCACAUUAUAUCUCUACAUGUCCUAGCUUCAGGAAUUUCACAGUCCCAAUGGUUUUGCUUGUGUGCUCCAUUUCAAUUUUUUAUUUUAAGUUUAAGUGUUAAAUACAGCUGCACUCUUAUCUCUUAACUCAUAACUUUUAAGAUUUAAUUUUUUUCUUUCACUUUCGUGCUUGGCAUUUUCCAAAUGAUGAAAGGGUCUUUAAAAAAAAAAACAGUGUGACAAUUUUUCUGGUUAGAAGUGCUGAUUAGCGUUUUGGAGAGA